Molecule: messenger RNA, 5115 nt
Organism: Pocillopora meandrina
Lineage: Eukaryota; Metazoa; Cnidaria; Anthozoa; Scleractinia; Pocilloporidae
Source: the annotation of a GenBank genome assembly
AUGAUGGCAAACUUAAGAGAAUCAUUCGAAACAGAGAGGAGAGGUGAGAAAGAUUUGCUCACUGUUGUUGAUCUGGAUAACCCAGAGGACGAAGAUGAUGCAGAUCACAAUGAGAGUGGUUUUGUAUCACCAGCAGAGCUAACAAAAAUUAAUUUCCGGUCAUUGAUCGGCCACAAAGACGAGGUAUGAGAGAUGAUUACCCUUCUUUAAUUUAAGAAAGUAAUUGAUCUGUGAUUACAACAAUUGCAACAAGGUUCUUGUAUAUCAAAUUAAUAGACAACUGCUAAUUAUUAUCAGCAUUUUUAGAAAACUUGCAGGUAUGAACCUGGUUCAAAGUAAAGCACAGGCAAAACUUGUCCCAAAUCUUCUUCAAAAAUAGAAUAAUGAGCAUGAAAAGGUUUAAAAAGAAAAGAGCACAAUUUGCAUUAAUUGAUUUGAAAUUUUAAGGAAGAUGAAAGAAUUGAACAAAGAACAAAGGAAAAAGUUGUGAAUUUUUGCAGUCUAUGUCACCACCAUGUUCAUAAUAAAAAAUUAUUUUUUCAGUAAGAGGCUAUUUAGGAAAUUAUGUAUCACCUCAAGGAGACCUUAAACAUAUAUUAAUAGUAGUAACCUUCUGAAUAUCUGUUAAUAGGUGAAUACAUGUGCAUUUUCUUCUGACUGGUCCAAAAUUGUAACAGGUGGGGAUGAUAUGCUGGUCAAACUGUGGGAUACAAAGACAGGCAAAGUUUUAUUUACUUUGGACAGUCAUGAAGGUAAAAAAUGUUACCAUGCAAUGCUCUCUGUAGCGAUGUGGAGCAUGUGUGUAUCUCUGAUAAGAAAUGCUUGAUACACAUAAUGAUAACCAUACUGAACAAUUUUCUCUCUCUCUCUCAGUCAAUGUUAAAAUAAGUGUAUGUUAGAGAGACAAAAAUUUUCAUUGAGUAGAUCCUUUUUUGAAAUUGAAAAAUUUGUCUCAUCAGAUUUUGUAUAAAAUAAGAUUUAAAAUACACAAGAGCUUUAGAAGUUCUCUGUAUUCCUUGAAACCUUGAAAAAUAGGAAGCAGGUUAAUGAAAUAUCAUAGAACAACACCAAUUGAUGAUCAAUAUGGUCUUACUAAUGGUUAUGGGUAUAAAACUCUAUCUCAGAAGGGGUGUUGUACAUAAUGGUUAAGAGCAAUUCAGUGUUAUUGUUCUUAAAUAUGGGAAUUUGUCCUCUAUUAGAAUUAGACUUUUUUUUCUAAAACCAUUUGCUUUCAAUUACAGGGCCAAGGAGUAAUAUUUAUUUGUAAAUCUUGUGUGUUGUUUGCAAAAUCACCAAAUCUUUUAUUUUUAUAAGUAUGGGAAUGAUAAUUUCUUGCAAUUUUCUUAUUGAAGAUCUCUUUGGCUAUAGGUGCAAUAAAAUGUGUGUGUUUUUCAUCUGAUGGAAAGUUGUUUGCCUCUGCUUCCUACGACCAUACUGUUCAAGUUGUGAAUUGUACCACAGGGAAACAGGUAUUUAGCCUGGAAGGUAAGUUAUCUAAACCGUUUCACUUUUGAGAUCUAACUGUUCAUUCUCUCGUUUAAUGACCACACAUUUUUUUAAUGUUCUUAAAUGAUUGUGAAAAGAAUUUGCAUUUGGAUCAAUUGAGAAGGUUUUUAUCAAGUUAAUUUACAGGAAUCACUGACUGAAAAUAUAAUCUUGUAGAAAUCACAGUGAAUUUAAACAAAUUGCUUUUUUUAUAGGACACACCCACAGUGUUGAAACAUGCUGUUUCUCACCUGACUCUAAUUAUUUGUGCUCUGGAUCUUGGGACACAUCAGCAAUUGUUUGGAACUUGAAGGUUUCCAUAAUGAUCAUAUUGCUAUUGGUUUGAAUUCCUCAAUGCUCCGGUAUAUGUUGUGGUUCAAAUAGUAUCUUCUAAGUUGGUUUUAACUUGUUCAAACAAGUUUGAUUUUUAAUUUCCUUCACCUGUACUCGUGGUCUUUAACUGAUAAGAAAGACAGUCAAAACCAGAACAGUUUGAAACAUUUUGAACCUAGGAAAAAUUUAAACUACAACAUUUGCAUGGGUCAUCCUCCACUUAUUUUUCACCUAAUAGUUGCACCACAUACAGAUAUAAUCAUAUGAAUCAUCUUAGUAAUUUGGAUUAUAUUAUUUAUGAACCAACUGUUUUAGCCUAGCUCAGACUAAUUUCUUAAUAACUGUCCAAUAUAAUAACCAAUUUUCAGCUUGCUAACAAACAAAAGAGACUUCCAUUGGUGGAUCCUUACUGUAACUGUAUCAGUCUGUGAAUCUGUUAUUUCCCUCAGACAGGUACAGCUGCAUUUGUUUUGGAUGGUCAUCGCAAUGUUGUGCAGGCCUGUACAUUCUCUAUUGAUAGUUCCACAGUGGUAAAUAAAUUUUAAGAAUCCGUUAUCUGGUCAUCUAUGUAAUUAUGUGAAAUAAUUUGUUUCUUUUGAUAGCUUUCCUGACAAUUUUUCAAUUACAACAUAUGAAUAAAAAAAAAUACUUUUAAAAUGUGUAUUUUUUUGUAUCAAAUGAUAUGUAGGCAACAGGUUCUUGGGAUUGUACAGUUCGUUUGUGGUCACUUGGGAGUGGGAAAAUGGAUGUCAAGAGUCUGAAGGGACACAAGAGUAAUAUUCAUGCAGUGGAAUUUUCGUGUGACAAAUUACUGGUUAGUGCACGACUAUUUUGACAUUUCUUGUUCUCCCUUUACUCCACCCCGAGUUUCACACUUUCCCCCUUUCAAAUGCCACUUUUGGGCAAAUUUGUAUUCCUUUCAUGUAAAUGUACUUUCAUGGAAAAGGCAUCCUUGUAAAAUGCCACACUCCUAAACCUUCUCCUGGUUAAUUAGCUAGGGAAAAUAGAAGAAGUGUUUUGCUUCAGGCCUACACAACCUUUCCUUCCUUUUUUUUUUUUUUGUAUCAAACAGGAUCUUUAGGAAUAUAUCAGCUUUAUUUUUCCAGAAAUUCCACUCUUGGAUACUCCUUUAGUAAAUCUUUUAUUCUGCAUUCUUCUCUCAGGCCUCAGCAUCCUGGGACAGUACUGUACGACUUUGGGACAGUCAGUCAGGGGACUUGGUACAUGUACUGGAAGGACACACUGGUUGGGUCCAGGUGAACCAUUUGCAAACCAUAACCUCUGGGGCUGAGGCAGAGGCUCUUAGCUUUUUUAAAACUCCUUUUGUAAACUCCUAGGCAUUUGACAGGAAAAACAUGCAAAUUUUUUACUUGUCUGAAGCUUUGAGUACCAGUGGUUGCAGAAAUUUAUCUUUGCAAGUUGAAAUACCUGCUAUCAAAAAUCUCUUUAAGGGUCAACAAGCCAUGCGCAACUUCUCACUCUUUUAUUUCAGGCGUGUUCAUUUUCGGAAGAUGGUAAACUUUUGGCUUCCGCUUCCGAUGACCAAACGGUAAAUAAAUUCUUCAAUUUUUUUGCAAGAAUUUGGAAAUCCAUAGUGGGGUUUUGGUAUUAUUUUACUAAGUUUUUCCUUAACUUAUUUUGUUUGCUGUAUAUGAUAAAAGAUAAUUUGUAAUCCCCUCUUUUUCGCGAGAUAUUUUGUUUAAAUUAACGUGGCUCUGGGUGUUAGAAGACUGGAUAACGUCAUCCAAGGAAUAAAUCGCUAUUCCGCCAAUGUGUUGGAAAAAUUUUUACGCGAGAGCAGGUUUCAUUUUAGUGUCGAGAACAAUUUUUACCGCUUUCGAAAAAUGAUAUCACAAGGAGCCAAAGAGAAUUCAACAUUAGCACAAACAACCUGCCAAAAGCGCUGGAAAACGCGAGUGACUCAACAUUCCCCUUAAAUUUUCGGCUCUCGUCUGGUUAGUAAAGGGUGCUCCGAGUUUUAUAAACUAAUCACAAACCGAAAAAAGUAAUUUAUACGGUAUAUGAUAACAUUAUUCAUUCCUUGAGAAUCACUUUUUUCGAUUCUCUUUUCACCUUAGGUUCGCGUUUGGGACGUAGAAACUGCCUUAUGUUUAAAGGAACUUGAGGUAAGUGAAAAGUUCCUAGGGAAUUUGGAGAAAUAUUCCUGGCCAUUGGGUUCUGCAUCGGUUCCGGAUUUAUAUCAAGGAAAUUGCCUUUUGUUCCAUACCUUUUUAUAUUUAUUCCAAUAUGAUUACUCUCUUUUAAUUCCACAUAGAAUGUUUCCGACCGUUAUUAGCAUUUCAUAGCUGUGAAAUGUCAUCACCGAAACAUCUUGUUUUGAUUAGUAUUACUCAGUUUAAUUCUUAAAAGCUGCACGAAAUCUACCAUGGCUUGAAUCGAACUAUUUUAUUACAUGUACUUUUUUACUCCCUUUUGCUUUAGUGUGACACAGACGAGAUUCAUACAUGCUGUUUCACUCCUAAUGGUUCAGUAUUCGCAUCGGGCCCAGCAGAAGCUGAAACAACUAUUUGUAUUUAUUAAGCAUUGCGUACUGAAGAAAGUAGUAAGCCUAUCAUAACUGAGAUAAUUCACUGCAAAGUCGACAGAUAUAGAAAAAUUGAUUUUUUUCCCGGUUUCAUUUGGCGGGUUUAUAAUCCUCUUCGGCCUUUCCCCCUUCCCCUUUUCAAAGUUUAGGAGCAACAAGGCAAGCCUUGACGUUAAAAGGCAUAAGAGGAUGGAUUUGACUGGUUGACAGGUGCUAUUUACCUGUACAACAGUCUUAAUAAUGUCUCUCUUGUUGGCCGCUUACUGUAGCUUACUGGGAAGUGACUGACUGUAAGAUUUUUCUCUACCGAGGGGAAAUUUUUUUUUCACAUAAUGAUACGAAAAUAGCUCGAAUGACAAUUUAUCCAUUGCUAUUUGUGAUUGAUUGUGAAAAAAUUGGUUUUAAAGUUGACAAUACGUUCAUGUUCAUACUUUUCAUUGUUACAUUAUUGCAGUACUUUAGUUUUUAGUUUUUCUCCAAGCAUCAUAAAGAUUGUGAAAACAGACAAAGUAGUAAUGUAGCAUACACAAAAAUAGCCUACAAACAGCAGAAUUUUUAUUCGAUUGUGCAAAAGUGCAUGCAGUGGUAAACGAUUCAAUAUCUACAAUUAUAAAAUAUCAAGAUAGGCCGUCGUUAUAAAACACACUCUUACAAAGAUAUAAGAUAUUCCCGAAGAAAUAUACCAACACCAUCAAUAAAUUAAGAAACAGGUGCUUGUCAAAAGCUUUUGUGUCACGACUCCCCUAGCGUAC